Pocillopora verrucosa is the source of this 1893-nucleotide messenger RNA. RefSeq names its product RNA-binding protein 41. The record is from RefSeq and is a predicted model, not a curated record. Lineage: Eukaryota; Metazoa; Cnidaria; Anthozoa; Scleractinia; Pocilloporidae. Gene Ontology annotation, cellular component: membrane; U12-type spliceosomal complex. Gene Ontology annotation, biological process: mRNA splicing, via spliceosome; G protein-coupled receptor signaling pathway. Gene Ontology annotation, molecular function: pre-mRNA intronic binding; U12 snRNA binding; G protein-coupled receptor activity.
UACUUUAGAAGAAGUAAAUGAAGCCCGGUUUAGCGGAAGAGAAGCAGAGGCAGUUUUGAGACGAGACGGUACUAGCUGUAACUGAGGUACCAAGAGUUUUAUGAAAUAACUUCAAGAAUCUUCGAGGAAAAAGUGGACAAAAGUACACGACGAGUAAAACCGCUUCAGCGAUCAAAACAUGGAAAAUGAACUGAAUGCAUCUACUGCUUACCCAAAUGCAACAGAGUCUUAUUUACAGCCUUAUUUGGAGCCGAUCGCUCUCAAGAUAUUUCGCUUUGUAAUAUACGCUGUAAUCAUCGUUUUCGCCUUGGUGGGCAAUGUCGCCGUGUGUAUUAUUUCAAGUCGUACUCGUCGCCUUCAGACCAGCACGUAUUGUUUAGUUAUGAACUUGGCCAUUUCCGACAUCGGAUCUGUGCUUUGUCUCCCAUUCUUGUUACCUGAACUCUUUAUUGGAAACUGGCUGAUGGGAGAAGCUAUGUGCAAAUUGCUGAAACCCAGUGUUGUGGUGUUUAACUUUGUAACAACGAACACGUUGGUGGCCAUAGCGUGUGAUCGAUUUCGUGCCGUGGUGUUCCCGUUCGUCAUGCGACCAUCAAAAUCAGAAACACGCUUGAUCAUCGCACUGCUGUGGCUUAUUGCCUUUUUGUUCUCUUUGCCUUCGUAUGGUGCUAUGACCGUCCUGGAUUUUCCAGAUAGUCCUGGCAUUUACUACUGUUUGGAUGUUUUCUCAGAUGACUUUGACAAAGACACUGACUAUCGUCGCGUUUACACAAUAACAAUGUACGCCGUGAAUGUUCUUCUUCCAGUACUUGCCAUCUCGGGACUGUAUCUAAAAAUCGCAGCCACUUUAAAACAUUUUCGCCUCAUACCAGUGGCACUGAGACCCAAUCGUUCGUGCUCACUCAACACCUCGCCCAAUUCAAGUCCGCGCUCCUCAUUAGUAAAUACUAACAAGCUGAACAUGAAUCCUGCGGGUGCAAUAAAGAGACAGAUGAUGGAGAGGAGAUUUCUCAAGAUGUUGAUGACUGUGCUUCUUGUUUAUGUACUGUGUUACAUUCCUUUCCAAACUUUGUACCUCGUUUACGAGUUUAAUCCGGAUCUGGCAUAUCUAAGCUACCUACAGCCACUUUCGGAAUAUUUAUACUUGAUUGUGUGGCUUCCGAACGCUCUGAAUCCAGUUUGCUACGGUUGUUUAAACGAACAGUACAAGAGAGCUUUUAAAGCGUUGAUAUCUAAACCUCGAAAAUACUUUCAGUCGUUCAAAUCGCGGCGGACUUUAUCAACAAGAACUAAGACCUUGGCUGGAGUUAAAAUUCGGUGAAGUGCCGUAGUUAAGGGGGGAGGGGGGGGGGUUAGAAAGAAAGACAAUAUAUCUAUUUUAAAAACAUGAAAAUGCAUAAUUCCGUACAUUAUCAGCAUUCCCUGUGAGAAUACUCCUUCAUAUUGAAAUAUACAACGUUCUUCGGUUACCCAGUGGCUUUCUGUCCAAUGCAUAUCACCAUGAUUACGAUGGCAACAACUUGAAACUGGUUGUCAACCAAGUGACACCCUGGCACUUGCAAAAACAACACUUUAAAUUACCCAAGAUUCAUAAUUUAGGAAGAGAAAGUCAGCCAAAAGGAAAAUAUUGUUUAUGGUUGUAAUCUGUAUUUAUUAACGUUAGAAUGCUACAGUAGCUCGAAUAUUUAUAGUUAUUGUGGUGUGAUAAAAACAAAGUUAUUGUACAAAGAAAAUACAUCUUACCUGGGUGCAUGUACGUACAUAAAGAUUUGUUACUGUAUGUUGAGGUGGCAUUGUGAUUAUCAUAGCGAUAAGAGAAAGUGCAUUUGGUUUGUCUCCACACUGAAAAUAAAGAAAUUUGAAGCUGUACACGACAAGAGCUUUGAACCGUGA